GCUGAUCCGCGCGCUCUCUCUCCCUCCAGCUGCUGCCACCCCGGAGGCGCACUGACUGGUGAGUAAAAGUGGACGCGUUGACGUCGGCUCGCUCUUUCUGUCGCAGCCAGUUUUUGUUCAGAACAUUGACUUGGAAUACAUUUCCAAGGAAAGUUGGAUCCAAGCGACUGAAAUGUUUCGUUUUUUUUGAUGCGAUGGAGUGAUGCAGAGUGUUCAAGGAUCGCAGUGGGGAUAAAACUUGGGUCGCGCGCUGGCAUGGCACUUCAGGUGUUCCAGCGCUCGGAUAGAAGCUGUUUCUAUGCUCUGUCAUGGUGUCACUAUCUGCGGUGAGAUUGCCCGGAGCACUAUGGAGGAAAGAAAGAGACUUUUCUUCUAUCUUCUCCUCUCGGCGCAGCUCUGCCUGAGCUCUACACAAGUCCUUAGAAUCGGUGGUAUUUUUGAGACCCGGGAGAGUGAGUUAGUGAGUGUGGACGAGCUGGCGUUCAAGUUUGCUGUAAAUAACAUAAACCGCAACAAGACCCUGAUGCCCAACACCACUCUGACCUACGACAUCCAGAGGAUCAACCUGUUCGAUGGCUUUGAGGCUUCCAGGAGAGUGUGUGACCAGCUGGCUCUUGGGGUGGUUGCGGUGUUUGGCCCCUCACACAGCUCUUCUGUCAGUGCUGUUCAGUCCAUCUGCAACGCCCUGGAGGUCCCUCACAUACAGACCCGCUGGAAACACCCAUCAGUGGACAACAAAGACACUUUCUUCAUCAACCUGUAUCCAGAGUACACGGCCAUCGCCAGGGCCAUCCUGGACGUGGUCACAUUCUUCAAAUGGAGGAAGCUAACGGUGGUCUAUGAGGACAGCACGGGUCUGAUGCGGAUGCAGGAACUGAUCAAGGCUCCUGCCAAGUUCAACCUAAAGAUUAAGAUCCGCCAGCUGACCCCGGGUAACCAAGACGCCCGCCCACUGCUCAAGGAACUGAAGAAAGACAAAGAAUUCUUUAUACUUUUUGACUGCUCCUACCGUAUGGCUGCAGAGCUCCUUAAGCAGCUUUCAUCGAUGGGAAUGAUGACGGAGUACUACCAUUUCUUCUUCACGACUCUGGAUUUGUUUGCGUUGGACUUGGAGCCGUACCGCUACAGCGGGGUCAACAUGACUGGCUUCAGACUGCUGAAUGUUGACGACCCGUAUGUGGCCUCAACCAUGGACAAGUGGGCAAUGGAAAGACUGCAGGGUCCCAAACAAGAGAGCGGCCUGGUGGACGGAAUCAUGACUACAGAUGCAGCCCUGAUGUAUGACGCCGUGUUCAUGGUUGCUGUAGCGUCCCAGCGGGCCACUCAAAUGACCGUCAGCUCCCUGCAGUGUCACCGCCACAAACCCUGGCGCUUCGGACCACGCUUCAUGAACCUCUUCAAAGAGGCACAGUGGGAGGGACUGACGGGGCACAUUGUUCUUAAUAAGACAGAUGGCCUGAGGAGAGACUUUGAUUUGGACAUCAUCAGCCUCAAGGAGGAUGGCACUGCCAGGGGAGUUACGGAGGGUGUAAGUCGACUCACGAAAAGAUGGAUCAAGAUUGCUGUGUGGAACUCGUACAAGGGGAUGAACCUGACGGAGUCCAGCCGAGACAAGAAUAACAAUGUGACAGACUCCCUGGCUAACAGGACUCUUAUUGUCACUACCAUUCUGGAAAAUCCGUAUGUGAUGUAUAAAAAGUCGGAAAAGGAGCUGUCUGGGAAUGAUCGCUUCGAGGGAUACUGCCUGGACCUUUUGAAAGAGCUCUCAAACAUCUUGGGUUUUACGUAUGAAGUCAAACUGGUGGGCGACGGCAAAUACGGAGCCCAGAAUGACAAGGGGGAGUGGAACGGGAUGGUGCGCGAGCUGAUUGACCACGUUGCAGACCUCGCUGUGGCUCCCUUGACUAUCACCUACGUUCGAGAGAAAGUCAUCGACUUCUCGAAGCCCUUCAUGACUUUAGGAAUCAGCAUCCUGUACCGAAAACCUAACGGCACAAAUCCAGGCGUGUUCUCCUUCCUCAAUCCCUUGUCUCCUGACAUCUGGAUGUACGUGCUGCUAGCCUGCACAGGAGUGAGCUGUGUGCUCUUUGUGAUCGCUAGGUUUACUCCAUAUGAGUGGUACAACCCUCAUCCAUGCAACCCAUCCUCCACUCUCAUACAGAACAAUUUCACUUUACUCAACAGUUUCUGGUUUGGAGUUGGGGCUCUCAUGCGACAAGGUUCGGAGCUGAUGCCUAAGGCUCUAUCCACUCGAAUAGUUGGGGGUAUCUGGUGGUUCUUCACCUUAAUUAUCAUCUCGUCCUACACGGCUAACUUGGCUGCCUUCCUCACCGUGGAGCGAAUGGAUGCGCCCAUCGACUCAGCAGAUGACCUGGCCAAGCAGACCAGGAUUGAAUACGGGGCAGUGAGGGAUGGAUCCACCAUGACCUUCUUCAAGAAAUCAAAGAUCUCCACCUAUGAGAAGAUGUGGGCGUUCAUGAGCAGCAGGAAGAACACGGCACUUGUUAAGAACAACAGGGAGGGCAUCACAAGGGUCCUGACCACAGACUACGCCAUGCUGAUGGAGUCCACCAGCAUUGAAUAUAUCAGCCAGAGAAACUGCAACCUCACUCAGAUCGGAGGUCUGAUAGACUCAAAGGGCUACGGAGUGGGAACACCUAUUGGUUCGCCUUACAGGGAUAAAGUGACCAUCGCCAUCCUCCAGCUGCAGGAGGAGGGGAAGCUGCACAUGAUGAAGGAGAAGUGGUGGCGAGGUAACGGCUGUCCAGAGGAGGACAACAAGGAAGCCAACGCUCUGGGCGUGGAAAACAUCGGCGGCAUCUUCAUCGUCCUGGCUGCCGGUCUGGUUCUCUCUGUGUUUGUGGCCAUCGGGGAGUUCAUCUACAAAGCCCGCAGGAACGCCGACAUAGAGGAGUGCAAGUCCUUUAGCGCCAUGAUGGAGGAGUUGGGCAUUUCCCUGCAGUGUUACAAAGGCGUCCGGAGGAGGUCGCGGCCCCACAGCGUAGCAAGGUCUGCUUGUAUCUUCUGUCAACCCAAACGCACGCCAAAGCAAGAGGGAGGGAGACGGGACUCCAGCACGUGAGCCUUGGAACUAUAAACAGUUGGAACAUAGAUCAGAGACUGACUUUUGAUCGCUUUCCACUCCUCAGAUUUGUUUGUGGAAUACCAGACGAUAUGAUACGCCCCCCCCCCCCCCCCCCCCCCCUCAUAAUCUUCUUUAUACUGUUUGUGUAUGGAUAAAACAUAAAGCUUUCUAUUGUAGAUGUAGUAAACAGAGUCUAGGCCUUGUAUCAACAUAACUGAUGUUAAAACAGGUGAUGACUACGUGAAUGAAAGCUCUCUCAUAGUGUUACUGUUCCCUCAUGGCUGUAAGUCACUGUUCUGAGCAGUUUGCAGAGUUGAAUCUGCACACUUUAUAAAUACUCCCAUCUUGUAAAUGUGUGACAACUUCACUGAUUUUCAGAGUAAAAAUGUUUUUGCAUUUUUUAAACCUAUGUGCGAUUUACUGUUUUUUUGUUGUUCAUGGUUUUGGGGCAUGUCUCUUUGUGUGCCCACUGGCAGGCAAAAAACGUAGCUUCAGAGCAGUUUGCUGAGCCAACCCUGGCCAGAGAAAAGAGAUAAGGACCCCUGAGGAAAGUCAGGAGCACACCUGCUGUUUUAUACCCUUCAAGCCCCGACAUCACAGACACACACUGCCUCACAACGCUUGUGAUCCGGGUAAAAUAUAGCUGUCUGUGCACGAGAGGAAGAAAAUGAUACGGAGAGGAGGAAAGGACAAAAUGAGAAGCAGGUUUUUUUUUCUCUCUCUCUUUUUGUACGCAUAAAAUUCUCAGGAGGUCAAAGACAAAGCACGAUUUUCUUUUUCCCUGGGGAGUAAAAGUCUUUUCUGUUUGCAGUCGUCGAAUUUGAAAGCCUGGGGGGAGAUUGUGUCUCCAAGUCGUGACAGU
Molecule: messenger RNA, 3947 nt
Organism: Labrus mixtus (cuckoo wrasse)
Lineage: Eukaryota; Metazoa; Chordata; Actinopteri; Labriformes; Labridae
Gene: grik1a
Product: glutamate receptor, ionotropic, kainate 1a
Exons: 17
Coding region: 299-3082 (927 amino acids)
Biological process (GO): monoatomic ion transport; synaptic transmission, glutamatergic; modulation of chemical synaptic transmission
Cellular component (GO): kainate selective glutamate receptor complex; presynaptic membrane; postsynaptic membrane
Molecular function (GO): transmitter-gated monoatomic ion channel activity involved in regulation of postsynaptic membrane potential; kainate selective glutamate receptor activity
Source: RefSeq, a predicted model, not a curated record